Molecule: messenger RNA, 1525 nt
Organism: Scleropages formosus (Asian bonytongue)
Lineage: Eukaryota; Metazoa; Chordata; Actinopteri; Osteoglossiformes; Osteoglossidae
Product: left-right determination factor 2-like
Exons: 4
Coding region: 235-1308 (357 amino acids)
Biological process (GO): anterior/posterior axis specification
Cellular component (GO): extracellular region
Molecular function (GO): growth factor activity; transforming growth factor beta receptor binding; cytokine activity
Source: RefSeq, a predicted model, not a curated record
AGAGAUGGAUGGAUGGAUGCAUGGAUGGGUGGAUGGAUGGGUGGAUGCAGCGUCGACGCGCGGACAAGUUCCUCGCGCGGAUGUGACCCCGACUGGCGCUGCGGCGCGACACCCACCGCCCCUUCGUGAACGCGCAAACAUCUCCUUCUAUUUAAGGCCCGCGCGUCGCCUGUCCCGUCCGCGCUCGCUCAGACAGUCGCGCUCUCGCCUCGCUCGCUCACCUCGACUCGAGCCAUGGCGCGUUUCGCCAGCGCGCUGCUCUGCGCGGCCCUCCUCUCUUUCGCGCAGGGCUACGCUGUGGAGGACCUGAGAGAAGCCAUGCUUCGGACGCUGCGCCUCGGUGACGUCCCCGUGGCUCACGAGCGGGACUUGGAGAAGCUCGUGAUCCCGGGCCACGUGAGGAACAAGUACGCGUCCAUGGUGACGGCGCACAACCGGCGGAGGCGGCGCUCCCUGUCGAGCCUGGGCGGCAUCCUGAGGGGCAUCGCGGGCAACGCGGACAUUUCAGGGAAAAUAAUGUAUUCGGAUGCCACCCGGCAGCAGCUGGUCUUCGACAUGGAGGCCAGAAUUCCGGAUAAAAGCGAAGUCACCAUGGCAGAACUAAAACUGUUCAAGAGGGCGCCUCGCAAAACGUCCGUACCCGACAAAAAGACCCACCGCCCUGUCAACAAUGCGAGAGUGAGCAUCUACUGGAUGGAGGUCCUUGAGAGUGGCUCCAACCGCACAUCUCUUGUAGAUUCCAGAUUGGUGCCCAUCCACGAAACGGGCUGGAAGAGCUUUGAUGUGACGCAGGCCGUCCAUUGCUGGCUGAAGUCCAAAGGAAAGGCUCCCUUGUUCCUGGAGGUGUGGAUAGAGGGCGAGAGGCCGGGUCACCGUGCGGCCGAGGUCGCCAAGUCUGUCCGCUUCGCCGCCCAAGAUCCGGAAGACAAGUCUCCGGGAAAACCCGAACUCGUGCUUUAUACGCUUGAUCUUGAGGAAUUUGGCUCCCCAGGUGACUGCGACUCGAGCGAAGGCGGCGGUAUUUGCUGCAGGGAGGAGUAUUUCAUUAACUUCCGAGAGCUCGCAUGGACGCAGUACUGGAUCGUCGAACCGGCGGGGUACCAGGCCUUCCGGUGCACGGGCGGGUGCAGGCAGCCAAAGCGUUACCAUGGAUAUGGUGAAAGGAGGUGCGCUGUGGUGGAGAGCGCACCUCUGCCAGUGAUGUACCUGGUGAAAAAGGACGAUUACACUGAAAUCGAAGUGGCCGAAUUUCCCAACAUGAUAGUCGAGAAGUGUGGGUGCACCAUGGACAAUAUUGCUGUCGUUUGAAACGUGUGACCGUUCCAAUCCUGACCAGAAUCCACAAGAGAUAUACACUACUUUUAUAUUUACUCAAGUUAUUGUAUCACACUUGCUUUUGGAGCACUUAUCUUUGUAUAUAAUGUAAUUUUUAAUUUUACGCGGCGUUUUUCAUGCAUGUUGUUCAAUGAUAUGACGCAAGACAAUUAGUGUCGAAGUGAACAUUGAGUGUUAUAUUUCGUGUGUG